CUGAGAGUGUCUGUGUUAUUAACAGCCUUUUUGUCAGUGCUUGGGAAGGUCUUUCAUGUUAUACCAUUUCAUGACAAGGAAGUGAGGACAAUUGUCAUUAAUAUAGGUCAGUUCCUUAUCAUGGCUGGAGGGCCAGUAUCCAUUGGUGGACCCCCCCUGGUGUCUGCAACCUGGUUUCCUCCUGGGGAACGCACCACAGCCACUGCAAUUGCUACAUUAGCUGGGUAUUUUGGUAUUGCUCAGUCCUUUGCCAUUGGACCUGCCAUGGUACCAAACCAGUUUGUGCCAAGCAAUGCAAGUAAUUCAUCUUCUUCUGAUUGCCCUGAAAGACUGACAAGAUUAGCAGAUUAUCAGUUGACAAAGUAUAUGUAUUUUGAACUUGGGCUAUGUGCGCUUGUUUUUUUCUGCAUCCUUCUCUAUUUUCCAGCAAGACCACCACUUCCUCCAAGUCUCACAUCUUCCACAUCUCAGAGACUUAGCACUAAGACUUCAUUUCGAAACCUCACAAGAAAUCGGUCUUUCUGGCUGUUAGCAACACUAACUGGAUUAACGUUUGGAAUCUACUUUGGAUGGUUGUCGAUGCUGGAUGUAUUCCUUGCAAAGUUUGGUGUGGAUGACAUCACCGCAGGAUGGCUGGGAUGUUCUGCUACCUUGGCAGGGGUGUUUUCUGGGAUUGCACUAGCCAGGUAGUUAAUUAUUUACCAUGCUUCUAAUAUGGUGUUUCAAAUCUCAAUAGGAAUGAGUGUGUAUGAGUGUGGUAUCUUGGAGGCAUUCGUUUGACCCCUAUGGAUGUCUUUUCUUGGUUUUGUUAGUGACGAAGCUAGGGGUGGGGGGCAGGUUGGGGGCCUUGAACCCUUGAAAAUGAAUAUUUAUAGGAUUCACAUCCCCCCUUUACCCCUUGGUACAGAAAUAUUGUUUGCUCAUGAUUAGUUUGGCAAAGCAUUCAGUCUAAUGAUCUUUUUGGGUAUUAUUUCAUCACUGGAUCAUGCUUGCCACACCUCCAUCACCAACACCUCCAUCAACUUCCAAAAAAUAUAAACCUUUUCUUUUAGAAAUUCCAUUUGAAUUGCUCUGAUGUUUUCAUUUUUAUUCAAAUAUCACCAUAAAUUGUUGUGGACAUUUCAUAUCAUCCUGAAGUCCAUGAAUUUUUUUUUCUUGGCUGAAGAAGUUUGCAGUUAGCAACAAAGUUGAUGUGUCCAUGCAGUUUUAAGAUUACAGUUACCUUUUUGUAUGCCAUUCUCUAAUAAACUACUCACCGGCACUUGGUUUUAUCUAUUUUGUAGGUUUGCAGAUUACAUAAGACACAGAACCAAACAAAUACUGGCCGUGCUCUUAAUUUUAUCAACACUUUCCCAGCUGAUUUUCAGUUUGUCCUGUGCAGGAAUCUUGCCAUCCACAAAACCACUUCUAUACAGCUCAAUCAUUUUUGGUGGGUUUGUGUACAAUGGCACAUUGCCAUUGUAUUUUGAGCUUGCCAUGGAGUGCAUUUAUCCUGUUGGAGAAGGCAUUGCUGGAGGAAUUAUAAUUACUGCUGGAAAUGUAGUUUUACUUUUGUUCUAUGUAGCUUUUAUGAUCCCACAGUCUGACGUGCGUUGGAUGAAUUGGGUAACAGUCUCUGGUCUUGGAGUUUGCUUUUUAGGGUUGUUGAGUUAUCGAGAAAGGUACAGUCGUCUUCAGUUAGACAUUCUAGAUAAC
Molecule: messenger RNA, 1695 nt
Organism: Pocillopora meandrina
Lineage: Eukaryota; Metazoa; Cnidaria; Anthozoa; Scleractinia; Pocilloporidae
Source: the annotation of a GenBank genome assembly